Messenger RNA from Paraphaeosphaeria sporulosa, 972 nucleotides. RefSeq lists its product as uncharacterized. Gene Ontology annotation, cellular component: plasma membrane. Bases 1 to 972 code for a protein of 323 amino acids. The transcript is spliced from 2 exons. The record is from RefSeq and is a predicted model, not a curated record. NCBI's taxonomy places the organism in Eukaryota, Fungi, Ascomycota, Dothideomycetes, Pleosporales, Didymosphaeriaceae.
AUGUGGGGAAUCUCCUACUGGGCAGUGCCCAUCUUCUCAUCGCUAGUAUGGCUCGCGAUGUUGAUUGCCAUGUUGACGACAUGGUCGGUCCAAGGGUCGCCGCACUACCCUUCUAUGGAUCCCAAUCAGCGCAUUGCCUACAUCUCUGAUGUCGGCGCGCAAGGCCUCAAACCCCUCUUCAUCGCCAUGUCCGCGGUGACCGUCGUGUCUCUCGACCUCGCCUUCGUCCUCGAGCGCUGGCUCCGACACAAGGGCAAGCUCACACCCAACACCUCGUUCUGGCAGAAAUUCUAUAGCGUUUGUUCGAUCAUCGCGUCCAUCGCCGGCGCCGCAGGCCUCAUCCUGCUCUCCAUCUUCGAUACACUGCGCCACCCACACCUCCAUGACGGCUUCCUCGUGCUCUUUAUUGGUGGCUAUAUAAUAUCAGCCAUCUUCAUCUGCUGGGAAUACCAACGUCUGGGCAUCCACUUCCGCGAGCACUCCAUCUUGCGCUACAGCUUCUGGAUCAAGCUCACCUUCAUCCUGGUCGAACUCGCGCUCGCCAUCGCCUUCGGCGUCACGCAGAACCAGAAGAAGUACAACGCCGCCGCGGUCCUGGAGUGGACUAUCUCCUUCAUCUUCUUCUUCUACGUCCUUAGCUUCUUCAUCGACUUCAUGCCCGCGGUCCGCUCGAAGCACCACCAGAGCCGCGAGACCGAGAUGGACAUGGCAGAGCAGGGCGGCAUGCCCAUGGGCGACGGCGCGGCGAACGACGGCCAGUACUUCCGCGGGAACACGAAUGGGCACGCAAACGGCACGAACGGAUACGCCAACGCCAACGGCCACACGAACGGCCAUGCGAAUGGAUAUACCAACGGAAACGGCUACACCAAUGGCAACGGCUACACCAACGGCUUCUCCAACGGCGCAAGCGGACCGGGCCACAUCCCCAAACCCGCUGAUUCUGCGCCUCUGCCGUCGCGGAACUUCUAG